AUGGCACCAUUUAACCAAGAGGAACAAGAUGCGAUUGUCUCUAACAUUUUGCGGGAGCUUUUAGAGACACCUUACGCUUGCUCUUCGCUGGUGCGUCUAACAAACGGAACUACUAACUUUGUAUAUCGUGGGGAGUUAGUCCAUCCCAUCCGUGCUGACAGUGAGGAUUCGAAUACCAAGGAGACUGUUAUUAUUAAACACUCCACGGACUUUGCCGCCGUUAACAAGGACUUUUCCCUCGAUGCGUCACGUGCCUUCUACGAGGAGUCUAUGCUUCAUGCGCUGGCCAACUUCCCGUCUAGCACGACGGCCGUCAAAGCGCCGCGACUCUACCUCUUCAUCCGCGAUGCAAACAUCCAAGUAUUAGAAGAUUUCCCCGCGACAGUUGAUCUAAAGAAUAUCUUGCUAUCACCAACGGCUAACACUAUUUUCACGGCGUCAACUGCGGCAUCAAUUGGUUAUAACGUGGGAUCUUGGCUGCGUUCAUUCCAUGCGUGGGCCUCUUCCCCGAACACCGAGCUGAAGGCCAUCGGUGAUAACGAGCCCAUGCGAAAGCUAAAAUACGCCAUAACUUACGACAGUUACCUAAAGGUUCUCGAGGACAACUUUCCUCAACUUUUAGAGGGACAUCGGGAGAUUCUAGAGGAAGUUCAAACCACCGCAACGAGGGAAUUUCAAAGGACGUCCGGAAACGGCGAUUGGGAUGAACACUGGGGGUUCAUACACGGUGAUUUUUGGACGGGAAAUGUUCUGCUCCCGAGUGAUCCGUCAUUAAGCACUCAAAACUCGGGCGACGCCAAGCUCUUCAUCGUCGACUGGGAAUUUGUCCAGUUUGGCCAUCGCGCGUAUGAUAUCGGGCAGAUGGUCGGUGAUAUGUACGAGCGAAAGCAUUUCUUCAAGACCGAUGGUGUUUUACCUGCAAUUGAAGGCUUCAUCCACGGGUAUGGAGGGCUAGAUGACGAGCUCGCUUUCCGCACAGCCAUACACGCCGGUGUUCAAUUGAUCUGCUGGUAUACUAGACGAGCUCCAACUGCUCCCCUCCAGUUCCCUAUAGAAAAAGUCACCGACGCCAUGAGAAUUGGGAGAGAUUGGAUUGUAAAAGGUUGGCAGAUGGACCGUGAUUAUUUUCGGAAUAGUCCUUUAGCCCCUUUAUUCAAGAGACGAUGAAAGCAAUCUCUAACUUCAGGUUAACCGUCCUCAAGGUAGAUACUUUUUAAAUCCACAAACUAAACCGUCGCCAUCCCGUCUUUCCACCCCA
This is a messenger RNA of Daldinia caldariorum, 1258 nucleotides long. Its product is annotated as kinase-like domain-containing protein. The transcript is spliced from 3 exons. NCBI's taxonomy places the organism in Eukaryota, Fungi, Ascomycota, Sordariomycetes, Xylariales, Hypoxylaceae. Bases 1 to 1167 code for a protein of 388 amino acids. The record is from RefSeq and is a predicted model, not a curated record.